Messenger RNA from Podarcis muralis (Common wall lizard), 11922 nucleotides. NCBI's taxonomy places the organism in Eukaryota, Metazoa, Chordata, Lepidosauria, Squamata, Lacertidae. The record is from RefSeq and is a predicted model, not a curated record.
CAGCGCGGCGGAAGUCUCGCAAGAGAGGGGCUGCCUGCCCGCCCGCCCGCCGCCACCCGUCUCCUCACGACGCCCCUGAGGGGAAAAGGGAGAGACGGGGACGCGCGCUCUCUGCUCUCUCGAGACGGAGGACCCGGAGCCGCGGCUUCCCUCAGAGCCGGGCGAGCAUGGCAGACGGAGCUCACGCCCUGCUCGGCGGCGGCGGCGGCAGCCGGGGCUCCAGCCCCUCCGCCAGCCCCCUCCUAGGCAGAGGGGGAAAGAGCCGCUCGCUCCCCACCACCACGUCGUCGUCUUCGUCGUCGUCCUCCGCCUCUUCGCUGCACCAGCAACGGCGGACGCCGCCCGCGUCGCCCAAGCAGCAGCCGCAGCAGCAGCAAGCGGCGUCUCGUGGGAACGCGCCCGGGCAUUGCUUCAAGAGGGUGACCCUCACCAAGCCCACCUUCUGCCACUACUGCACCGACUUCAUCUGGGGGCUGGCCGGGUACCUGUGCGAAGUUUGCAAUUUUAUGUCUCAUGAGAAGUGCCUGAAGCAUGUGAAGAUGCCAUGCUCUUGUGUCGCUCCAAGUCUUGUAAGGGUUCCAGUUGCACAUUGUUUAGGACCUCCAGGACAUUACAAGAGAAAGUUCUGUGCCGUGUGCAGAAAGCUUUUGGAGUCUCCAGCAUUUCGCUGUGAAGUUUGUGAGCUGCACGUGCAUACGGAUUGCGCCCCGUUUGCUUGUAGUGACUGUCGCCAGUGCCAUCAAGAUGGCAGUCAGGAUCACGAUACAUACCAUCAUCACUGGAGGGAGGGAAAUCUUUCUUCAGGUGCACGUUGUAAGGUCUGCAGGAAAACGUGUGGCUCUUCAGAGGUGCUCUCGGGUAUGAGAUGUGAAUGGUGCGGCAUUCUGGCUCAUGCUGCUUGCUCUGUGAUUGUACCUCCAGAAUGUACAUUUGGAAGACUAAGAAACAUGAUUCUUCCUCCAAACUGUGUGCACUUAUGUUCUCGCAACUUCAGUAAAAUGCACUGUUUUCGGAUAUCGGAAAGCUUACAGACAGAAGCAGAUGACGACGACGAUGUUGACAGUUCAACACAAUUAUCACUAAAAGAGUCCCAGGUUUCCACAGACUCAAGUAAACAGAUCUUGAAAAUAUACGACGGGAACGAUGCAGUAAAACGCAAUCAGUUUCGGCUUAUUACGGUCCCAAGGAUUACAAAAAACGAAGAAGUUGUGGAGGCUGCACUGAGGUCAUAUUACAUCAACGAUGAUCCGCAAGAUUAUGAGCUUCAGACAUUCACUCAACAGGCCUUGUUUUGUGAUGACAUCAUUAAUAGGAAUGAUACCACAGAAGAGACCCAGCCGGGGUCUGUAUUCCGAGAAGCCGUUCCUGAAGCUUGGAUCAUUAGAGCCAAACCGAGAGAUAAUGAAGUCAUAAAAAUUUACCCCGGAUGGCUGAAGAUUGGAAUGGCCUGUGUCUCAAUACGAGUAAAUAAAGAAAGCACUACCCAGAUGGUUAUUAAAGAAGUUCUCCCGUUACUAGGACACCAGUUGGAAAACUUUCAGAACUUCAAACUGGUGGAGGUACUCAUGGGCUCUAAGCAAGUUCAACGAAUGGUUCUGGAUGAUCACGAAUUGAUUCUCAGCAGAUUCCAAGACAUAAGAAAGACAUCACUACGUCAGAUGAAUCAAACAAGAUUUUACAUUGUAGAAAACAAUAUAUCAGCUAAGCGGGUACAUUUGUUUGUUGGUGGUCUGCCACCUCAUCUCUCUACAGAUGAAUACACAAACAUCCUCAGAGAUGAAUUAAGCCUCAAAACAAAUCUAGUUUCUGUGAGCCACGUAUAUUCAUCUCAAGGUGCUGUUGUACUAGAAAUUUCAUGUUUUGCUGAAGCCGAAAGACUCUAUAUGCUAGCUAAAGACACCACUGUUAAUGACAAGCCACUAACUGCAGUUGUCAUCCCUGAGGUUCUGCAAACCAACCUUCCUCAGAACUGCUGCCCAUUGCUUGUAUUUGUGAAUCCAAAGAGUGGAGGACUUAAAGGCCGGGCUUUGCUCUACAGUUUUAGAAAACUGUUAAAUCCUCAUCAAGUCUUUGAACUAACGAAUGGAGGACCACUGCCUGGGUUUCACACAUUCUCUCAAAUUCCAUGUUUCCGAAUACUGGUGUGUGGUGGCGAUGGCACUGUUGGUUGGGUUCUUGGCGCCUUGGAAGAGAUCAGACACAAGCUUGCCUGUUCAGAGCCGUCUGUGGCUAUUUUACCUUUGGGAACAGGUAAUGACUUGGGGAGGGUGCUCCGCUGGGGUGCUGGAUAUAGUGGCGAAGAUCCAUACUCCAUUCUGAUAUCUGUAGAUGAAGCUGAUGAUGUUCUUAUGGAUCGCUGGACCAUCCUUUUAGAUGCUCAAGAGGCUAUUGAAAGCGCAGAAAAUGGCGUGCUAGAGCCUGAGCCUCCUAAGAUUGUGCAAAUGAACAAUUACUGUGGCCUUGGAAUUGAUGCAGAGCUGAGCCUAGGCUUUCAUCAUGCCAGGGAAGAGGAGCCAGACAAAUUCAAUAGCAGGUUUCACAACAAAGGUGUCUAUGUAAAAGUCGGAUUGCAGAAAAUGAGCCACACAAGAAAUCUUCAUAAAGAAAUAAAACUUCAAGUGGACCAGCAUGAAGUUGAGCUUCCAAAUAUUGAAGGCCUUAUUUUCAUUAAUAUUCCCAGCUGGGGUUCUGGUGCCGAUCUUUGGGGGUCUGAUAACGAUAAUCGGUUUGAAAAACCAAGAAUUGACGAUGGCUUACUAGAAGUAGUUGGUGUCACUGGAGUUGUUCACAUGGUAAGUCUAGUUCCAGGGGGUCUACGUUCAGGCAUCCGAAUAGCCCAGGGCUCCUACUUCCGGUUGACGCUUCUGAAGCCAAUCCCAGUACAAGUUGAUGGAGAGCCCUGGAUCCAGCCACCAGGCCAGAUCAUUAUUUCUACAGCAGGACCAAAGGUUCAUAUGUUAAAGAAAUCAAAACAGAAACAGAAAAAAUCAGGAAAUUUAAAGGACUCAAGAUCUGAGAGCAUGAUGGUCAAUGAAGUGGGUCGCUGAUGGAAAAUGAUAUCCACAGAACAAAUGCAGCACACCUACUAUAGACGAGAGGAUCUGCCUGGUGUAAAACUGUAUUUGUACAGUUCCAAGUUAAGAAUUGGUUGCACAAGAGCCUGUUGUAAUUAUAUUUCCAUGUUUGUUGUACAGUGCCUAUCCUGUAGCCGACAUGAGAUUUAGUUUAUGCAUCUCAUGUUGGUCGGAGAAGUUCGCAUUAGGUAGCCUUUCCAUAAACCAUUAACCAGUUUUUGCUUCAUGCCCGUAGCCAAUAGAGCAGAGAUCCCAUUAUGCCGUGCUCUUUAUAUACUACGUUUUCCUCGCCUUAUUCUCCCUGGGAGUCACUUAUUUUUAUAAAAUAAGUUUUUAACCCUUAAAAACACACCCCAAACCUACUUAAAGAGUUUUAAAGCUACCCCGGCGUUCCCCAAGAGGGAAACAUGGUGAAGGGAUAAAAUUGUCACUUUUGUGUUGUUGCUGAUUACUUGUGCAAUAAUGCUUUAAGUAGGAUUGGGAGCAAAUGGAUAUCAUUCCAGCGGCACAAUCCCAUUUUCCGCUGCACUAGGUGUGCUGCCACCAUGCCAAAGUUCGCUACAACGUUCCUGGCAGAUUCCAGUUAAGGGAGGCUCUUCCAAACUGCAUAUAAAAGAGAUCCAGCCGCUCCUUCCCAAGUCUGCAAAGCACAGAUUACCCAACACUCCCUUGACUGGAAAGAUGCACUCAGCAGAGAGCUGGCAGGCUUGGCUGAAUGCAAUGGGGAUCACCUCCCGCAUGCAUAGCUCUGUAUGGAUUGUGCCUCGGAUAUUUAGCUACUUUUUCAUUUGCCUGCAUGAACACUUCCACACUACUCAAUGGCUGUGUCUACAUGUAAUGGUAAACAACGUCUUAUCAUCCAGACCAGGGAUUGUGGUUCUCAGUUUCAAAGCUAGCCAGCUGCAAACCAUGAUUCUGCUUGUCAUAUGAACCAGUUUUGUUUUAAGCCACAAUCCCUUGUCCAGAAAGGCAAGACUGGCUGACAUUCAGGAAAAGGAAAACUAAACUCUGGCGAAGUUCUUCUUCUGAUGGCUUAAUGUGUGAACAUGGCCAGUGAACCCUAAAAACCUAAUAUAAUUUUAUCUAUUUUUAUACUGCACAAUCUUUUUCUAUACACUACAAGCUUCUGGUUUUCUCCAUUUCUCUCUCUCUCUUUCUCUCUCUCUCUCUGUUUCUUUUUUAUAGUUCAGGUCCCUAUAUUGAGAUUUUUCUUACUUCAUUCCCUAAAUUCUAAUUUCAUUCCCUAAAUUAUUAUUCUAAUUUCGUUCCCUUAAAUUAUUUUAAUAUACAAAGAGACUAUGAAUGGCAAACCAAUAAUCAGUAAAUAUGGCACAAUUUAGUAAACAAAUCAGCAUUCAAUUUAUGUUAAGUAUUGAUACACUAAGUUGAAAUAUGCCUUAGUUUCUUCUCUGUUGAUGAACUGGUCUACAUGUUUGUUUGUCUUUAAAGUGUGUCUUAUGUGACUAGAUCUAGAUGUGGCUGUACUGAUUGUGCAGAUAAAAAUGCCGCAUAGAAAGGUCCUUGCGUAUAACUAUAGGGAAUCAUUCCCUGCUCUAUAUAUUGACCAUACAAGGAAAUGUUAAUGCAGACUCUGUUCAGACAUAAGGCUAAGCUAUGGUUUGUGGUUAUGUGAACAAGCUGCAUCAAGUCUCAGACUUGCACUCUCUCCCACUUCCUUCUCCAGUAUUAUCAUGAGGAGAUUAGAAGCUUCUACUUCAGUUUUGCUGAAUUGUAACUUGUUGUUAUAUCUGAACCUGGACAAACUAUGGUUUAUGAGUUAUGAAGCUGGCAUGUUUCAGUAAACCGUAGUUGAAACUGACCACCGUUUAGAGCUUAGACAUGAUGUGAAACUAGUUAAUCCAAAAUGGAAGUAAAGGCUUCCGAUCUUUUCUCAACUAUGCUACACUUCAUUCCUGUAAUGAUAAAACCAUCAUUUAUCAUUUCAGGGAUCAGCCACUGCAUGGAUACGAGGAGAUAAAUCAUAGUUUUUCAUUGUGUCCAAAUGAAGAUAGUAUCUUUCUGUGGAUGCUAAUCGCAGAAGGAAGAUUAAACAAGAUAGCUGGUGACUUUAGCAUUGUUUCUGAUAAUACCAAUACAAGCUGUAUUUAAUUAUGGAGAGAGUAUCAUUACUCCUGAAUGCAGAAGCAGUAGCAGUACCCUCAAACAGGGUCAAAAUCCUAUAGAUGCAACAUUGCGUCUUUCAGAUGCUUUUGCAACAAAUAUUCUUAGGCCGCCUUUGUCCAUCUGGAAGCAACCUGAGAGGGCUGUGGUAGCCGCAGUACUGCACUCGUCAUCUGUUCUAAUACCCCAUUUCGUAUGUAGUUAAUGAGAACAUAUCAAGCUUUUGUGCACAACUAUGGCUUUUUUGAAAACGGUGGCAUGCACAGCAUCAGAAAAGCAGUAAAAGUGAGCAACUCCUUUCCCGCUCCACCAGGCAUUCAUGCCUGGGACACUUUGCAACCUAAAGGAACUGCAAGUUGCUCUGGUUUGCAGCAGGUACUCCCGUGAGCAGCUGUCUCAUUGCAUGCGUAAUUGCUGCAGAACAACUCUUCCUACACAACAGGAAUGUCUGCUGGAGCACUGUCAUUUUGACGCGGCAGUCACCGCUGCAAGUGUCUCCUGGGAGAAGGGUGGCGUCGGGCCUGGACCCACCCAGCGAGACUCCAUGGCUUGCCAGUGCUUUAUCUGCACAAAGCUUCCAGUGUUGCUUGUGGGUCCAUUUCUGAUUUGCACUAUGUUUACACAAAGGCUCUCUUCAUGCGCUGUGCGCCACACAGCAAAAACAAAACACUGUGGCUUCUUUGUUACAUGUUAUUUGUCUUCCAGAUUGUUAGAGCACGUUGUAGUUUAAACGUACUUCCACACCGACCAGAGUUCAGCUGGGGAAUGCUGCAUAUUUUGUAGACCUUCUUGUAACAUUGGCAGGUGCUUUCUUUGCAAAAACUCUGAGCUUUGAUACACAGAUGAAUGUGAAUAGACAUUUAAGACCUUUUCAUCUUGUUCGAUCCUUCUAGGUAUAAAAUAUUGUGCAGGUAGAAUAGAAGUAUUCAAGGGGGCUUUGAACUCAUUUUUCUUGAAUGGCAACUACUCCCAUGAAAUACUACUUUAAAACUAAAGGGAGUUUCAUUUCGGAUGAUGCAGUUUGUCAUAUGGCUGGGGAGGGACCAUCAAAUUUCACUGAAUAUGCUCAAAGCCUUGAGCUAUCUCACAGUACCUCUUUUGUUACCAAGCUCUGUAUUUAGUUAUUUAUAGUUUCUCCCUGAAAGCAUAAACUGUUCCUACCUUGGUUUAUCAUAUUGUUGAUUUUCACUGCUCAUUAGUGAAAUUGCACAGUGCAAUAUGCUAUUUAUGAAGAGUGUAUGUUUCCCCAAAUAAAUCCCUUCGAUUGUGAUAUAAAUGGCAGUAGCAUGCUAUGAAUUUGUUGGCAGAAAGUAGCUGCAGCAAGCGACUGGUUCUUGCCAUGCACAAAUAUUGUGCAAUUUAGUACUGGUUUGCACAGCUGCUUGGCUAGAGUAAAGUUGUGCACUAGGAGAAGUACAUCUCCAGCACAAAGUCUAAAUACAACCCAAGAGAGAUUACUUUGAAGUCAAGUGGCAGCUUGUUUUGUCUUUGGUCCAACUCAGCCCUUCAUAUGUGAACUAUGUGCCCCAAAACAAGCUAAAGCUGGCACACCAAGCAGUACUUGUGCACCUGGUGUUUGUGUUUGGGAACUAGAACUUGUUGUUUGCAUUUCAGUCUCUCCACUUCAUGUGAACUAAGGAACAAUGUCUCAUUAGGGGUCUGGGGGAGAUGUAUUGUGAGACAGCUCAUCGGGCACAGCAAAGAGUGCUCUUCCCAGAAUGUAAUCUUAUCCACUGCAUUUUUACUGCAUUCUUCACAUAUAUUUAAUCCAAGUGACAUGUCAUCCUAAUAAUAUUGUAAUUGAGUACGUUCACAGGACUAUUUCAGCAAUAGUUUGUCUGUAAGCCUUUCUCCACUUGUAGACCAUGGCUUUUUGCAGGUUUUUUUAAGGUAAUGGACAGGGAUCCAAAGAUUAACGACAGCCCAUGGAAAAUUAAUUUUGAAACCAGGGAGAUACUUAGGGUCUUUUUGGAGAUGGAAUGGAUUUCCUGCCAGUUUCUAUCAUUUCUCCUGAAACCAUUGAAGCUUCCAGUUGUGAUGGUGUGAUUUGUCAUGGGGACCAUUUUUUCCUAAUAGUAGGCUGCAUCACUAUUAUUUUCAUGCCUGUUUCUCACCUGACUCUAGCCUGGUGCAGAUGUACCAUUAGCUCCCUGCAAAGCAUGGGUUGCAGAAACUUGCAGUUCCUCCCUUUUCCUUGCAUUAACUAUGGCUUUGCAUAACCAUGGUUUGUGAUGGUGCACAGUAAACGCAGAGGUAAUCCUGGUUUGCAAGCAUAUUUCAGCUUCUAGUCUACAAGGGAACCAUGGCUGGUUUGACACAAAUGUAAGGCAACCAAAGUGAACUCCAGGAAGGCAGUGGAGGAAGCGGGGGAGAGUUUUGAGGAGAGAGCACAUGCUUCUGAUGUGCAAACCAUGGUUUGCAUGAACCUAGCAUUUAAUCUGUAUUGGAGUCAGGAGUCAGGAUUGUGGCUAAUUCAAACAUUGUUUUUGUAUGUGAUGCACAGGUCCACACUCAGGUGUGCAGAGAUGUGGAGUUUCUAAAAUCAAUGUGUGCGUGUACCUUUAUAUACAUUAUGAAGUAAAUGCAUGGUCCAACUUUCCAGGACAAAACCCCCCUAUUACCACUAGCGCAGCUUUUCUCACUGUACAAAGCGCUCAUCUUCAUGUCCAAGCUUAGGUCAGCAUUGACAAAAAUGUAGUGCUGUAAUCUGUAUUCAUGCAAGGAUCUUUGAAAUCAACUGCAUUAGUGAUUUCAGCCAAUACUCUUAAAAAAAAAAAUCAGGACCUGCAUCCAUUGUUUACAUGCUAUCUUUGUUUUGCACUUGUAAUUGUAAGAGAAAUUGCAUUAUAUUUGGUAUAGCUUAAUACAAAGCCCUUUUUGUACAAGUGCAUUUUAGGAUUGAGGUCGUGUCUGAAGUACACCACAGGAAAUUCAGUUUUGUAAUUCCAGUAUAUUCAUUUAUGCCUAUUUAACUACCCCCUCUCCCCCCCCCUGUUGCCCACUCAGAGAUUCAGGAGAGGAAUAGAGCAGGCUACUAAUAAAUUAACUGAAAGUUCACUUUUAACCUCAGAUAUAAACUGCAUGUUAAAGAUUUGUAAAGUAAAACCCUAUACAGACAUUCUGUCCGACGGACAGUGUUAGCUUUCAGCGCUUGCAUUGGGACCAAUGCACACACAGCUCAAUGUGUAUUGGACUGUAGCACAUUGUGCUCUCCAAUUUUGUGGUAUACAGAUCUUGUAGCUUGGGUGUUUGCAGAUUGAGCUCUGUCUUUUUGCAAAUGUGACAUUGGGGCAGCACACUGGAUCUACUGUGCAUUGGAUCAAAUGUGUACAAAGAUCCUUUCUCUUCCUGAGCUGAGCAGAACUUAAGUCAUUCCCAAACCUCUUGUGUAAAUUUAGCCCUGUUCAGUUCCAUGGGAACAAAUUACUGUGACGAUUCUGUCUGCCCUUUAUCUACAGCCACAUUGAGCUGAAGCACUACAUCCCCAAAUCAUGUUAUGUUAAAGAUCCAUAGCCAGAUAUUCUAACAGUUGUGUAAGAUUCAGAGCAGCUAGUCUCCCCCAAAUUGGGUCUGCGUGGCGCUAGAGAAGGUAGAGUUAUAUUAUUGCUUGCAAUGUUUUCUCACUUGAAAUUUGUCCCAAAGCUGCUAUGGGUCAUGUUGGGGGAAAGCCUUUUGAUGCUCCCCCAUGGGAGCUUUGGGAGGUGAUUAUGAGUGAGGAAACAAAAAGGGAUUUAAAAACAACCCAGCCUCAUUGCUUAGAUCCAGUUCUCGCUCACAUGCAGCCGCAAAGCCUCUGUCUGUCUGUCUGUCUGUAUUAAGUUAGGGAGUCUUCCAACAAAAUGUGUAGCUGAAAUCCAUGUACUUCAGACUGACUAGGUUGUGAAUUGGGUUAUACUGGAACAGGUGCUGCAUUCGUUAUGGUUUUAACUUCCUAUAGUUCUGCGUUGAAUGUAAAGCGAAUCUUUGCAUUGCUUACAGUAGCAUAAUUUAAUGCAGUUAGGUUAGCAAAUUUAAUGUUUACAAGAUGGUGACUGUUGAUUGUAAGCUUCCAUAUCGAUGCACUGCUUCCACUGGAAGGCUUGUCUGUCUACUUGCUUAUGACAGUUAAUGGUAUUAAUUGCCUUUCUUGACACAACCUCUUAAGUAGAACCCUUCAAAAGCUGUGGGCGGUUUUUUGUUAAAAAAAUAAAUUCUUUUGAAGACCAGGAUGAGAAAAGUUUGUGUUGACACAAAUAUUGAAUUAGAAUAUUUUUAAGAAGGUUUAUAUUUUCUGAAGAUAAUUUAUAAGGAAGGUUUUCUAUGCAAUUAUAGUAGCGUUGAUGUAAAUGAUAAUUCAGAUAUUCAUUCUGUAAACAACUAAGAACCUAUUUUCAGGGUUGUGCCCCUCCCCUUCAGACUUAAUAAAAAGUAUGUUUAUAGGUCCCUUUAAUGCUGCAUUUUCUUGUAACAUUUCAGUACAUGCCAAACUUCAUACACAAAUAUGGCUUCCAAGCAGGGAAUUUUAAUUUCCCAUGUACAUGCAAUUGUAUAUGACAAGCACACAUGCAUAUUUCCCUGUGUAAAACACACGUGAUUGGAAACCCUAAUCUGGGACAGUUGAGGUCCAGAGACAUACUAAAAUACAUGUGUGUCGAUCACAGUGGUUGCAUGUGCUAACUGUGUGCAUUAUUUCCUAUAUGGAAAGUGAAAUUUGGUUUGUAUAAAGCUGGUCCUUUUCAGCAGGGAAUGCUUUGCGCAGUGUUAUGAGGUGGAUUGCAUGAAUCAUUUUAUGUAAAUCAUGCUUGGUCCUUCUUGCAUAUCUACAGUUGAGAGAACUUGGAACAGCUGCUUAGCUUAAAAUUUCCAUAUAUGUCUGCAUUGAGCUGUGCUCAUUCUUCUCAGUCAGUGAUUUUCAAACUGGCCCAGCCUGGUAAAAGUUUCAGAGUUGUAUAGUACAAAUAAUGAAUGUGCCCUAGAACACCCCAUACAGAAUUGCACUGCACAAUUAAUUCUGGCGGGCAAGCUGUCUUUCAGGGGAGCUUGUUCACCAUUGUGUAUUAUCUCACCAAAGAGAAUCUCUGAUCAGCUUGCAAGGAAUCUUAGGUUUAACCUCCACAGCACAGUUUGAAGACCACUGCUAUGAGUAUAAUGUGCAAAUUCUUCGUGUUUGGUCACCUCUUGAUGAUCCUGUUUGCUUAAUUUUCCAAUAAUUUGUUUAAACCAGAUUGUUCUGAUGUGGCCUUGUUAGAAUUUAUUCACUUUCUACCAAUUCUGGCCAAAUCUAUACAAACAAAGGACAGGCACAAUUUUGUGCUUUUGGAGCCCAUGACUGCUCUGUUUCCCAAAAUAGCAACAGUAUAUAUAAUGUGUUAGAAAUGAGCUGAGAGAAACUUAAUUUGGCAAAUGUUAAAUGCAAAAAUUAGUAUUUUUUUCUGCUCAUUUCUUUGUAACUAAGGGAAGAUGUCUAGAUACAUUCUUGCUCUUGUUCGAUGAAGGCUAAAUAGGAACUAUAAUCUAGUGGAAUUGCAAACUUCAGGCCACAUCUACACUACAAAUACAUCAAUUUUAUUCCAGUGCGGUCGGGUAUUAGAAGUCUAAAUAUAUGCUGGGCACAUAUGUUCAGUGCUGUGGCUCAUCUUGAACUGUAAAACAUUUACUCAUUUUGGUAGUAGAUGCAGUGGUUCUCAUACUCUGGAGUUACCCCCUUUUCCUCUUCGGUGAUGUGGGGGGAAAGUUGCAGGGAGGUAUUAGGCCCAGCUGUGGAAAAGGCCAGACACAUUUUUGUCUUGGCAGCAGAGCCUGAGCUUUGCAGCCACCCAAACUUUGCUAACCCUGCAAGCUGUAGAUAAGAGAUCUUCUGGCCACGGAGCUUCCCUCCUUCCUGCUUCCUCCUAUGGAAGACCUGGAGGUUCCGUGUUGUAGGACUAAUCUAAUGCUGGCGUUGAAUUAAUGGCUCAGUCCACAGAUCCCACAGUGGGCUGAAUACAUGUCCUGAUAUGUGAGAGGUUGUGUGUGCUCACCAGCCAAAGAGAUGGCUUUGAAAGUGCAGUAAGCUUAGAAGUGGGCCUGGGUUUUAAAAAAUCAAUCUGAGAAACACUGUGUGAGAAAGUUUGAGACCCAUUUAAAUAAGCUGAGCAAAGUUUAGUAGCGAAUAGCUUUAAAAGCACCCCUGAUUAUGCCACAAUGCAAAAUUUACCACCUGCAAUAGUUUGCCUAUUGUGUAGUUCUUGCUCUUUGCAAUCUGUGUGCUUAAUAAUUCGCUCGAGUAAUUGUAAAAUUAUAACCAUUAGGUGAACCGUUUCCACAUUGUGUGCCUAAACAGAAGCUAGAAAUGCACAUCAUAUUUGUUUACUUGUUCUUCUGUCUUAAACAGGGUUUUUAUUGUGUACUAGUUUCUAGAUGUCUGCCUUGUAAACCCCUUCUUCUUGCCUUUGAAUGAUCAGUCCUGACACGCAAUGACUGUAAAAGAAUUAUUUAUAUAGUGUGCUCUUUCUUUUUUUAUUUAAAUAUCAGUUUGUCUUCAGAGUAUAUACUAUAUUCGUAGAGAGAUUCUGUGUAUAUUUUUGCUACGUAUUUGUGUUUGGUUUCAUUUUGAUUGUAUGUAUAUUUUUGCACUGAUUUGAAAUUCUGUAUCGAUUGCUUUGUGAGUAUUGACCAUCUGAUUAGAAUUUGUCUGUGACAAAUAUAACUGCUAAUUUCUGUUGAGCCCUGAAUAAACUGGCCCUGUUGUGUUUUGUGGCAACAAGAA